Nasonia vitripennis (jewel wasp) is the source of this 2876-nucleotide messenger RNA. It is a transcript of the gene Gen, whose product is annotated as flap endonuclease GEN. The coding region runs from base 299 to 2509 and encodes 736 amino acids. The transcript is spliced from 7 exons. The record is from RefSeq and is a predicted model, not a curated record. Gene Ontology annotation, molecular function: four-way junction DNA binding; 5'-flap endonuclease activity. NCBI's taxonomy places the organism in Eukaryota, Metazoa, Arthropoda, Insecta, Hymenoptera, Pteromalidae.
UGGAAUGGAAAGAAAAUGACGGUUUUGUUUUGAUGCAAAAGCUGAGCGAGUUACGUUAGAACGUGCUUUGGUGCAGUUGUUUCAUUUAUUGCCCCAGUGCUUACUGUAUGUAACAUACCUAUAUAGUUAUUGUGUACAGUGUACAAUGUCAACGUGAGGUCCCUGUAAAUAUCAAGAUGCAUUUUUAUUUUUGUAUUUGUCUACAGUCACAAGUAUUGUGUGUUUGAAAAGUUUGAUUAACUACUGUAAGCAAUGCGAUUAUUUUUGACGACUAUAAAAGUUUUACUUGUUAUGAAAAAUGGGUGUAAAGGAUUUGUGGAAUAUUUUAUCCCCUCUCAGCGAGAGAAAACCACUGUUCGAAUUGCAGGGUAAAGCUAUAGCAAUAGAUCUGAGUUGUUGGGUUGUUGACAGCCAGAGUGUUACGGAUAAUAUUGCUCAACCAAAAAUGCAUCUUCGAAAUUUGUUCUUUCGUACCUCAUACUUCCUCCUCCAUGACAUUUUCCCAGUAUUUGUUCUGGAAGGAGCAGCUCCUACUUUGAAACAUAAUACUAUUGCUAAGAGAAAUGAUAUACGCCAUGGAAGAGAGAUAAAGAAAACAAAUAAAAAGGCUGGAAGAUCACGAUUCAACUAUGUUCUCAAGGAAUGUGAAGAAAUGUUAAAAUACAUGGGCUUAACUUGUGUAAAAGGAUAUGGUGAAGCAGAAGCUAUGUGUGCGUACUUAAAUGAAGAUGGGCUGGUUGAUGGCUGUAUUAGUCAGGACAGUGACUGCCUACUCUACGGAGCCAAGAUUGUUUAUCGAAACUUUUGUACAAGUACGCAAGGAAAUCGUACUACAAGUAGUGGAUCAAUUGACGAGUAUUCCAUGGAAAAAAUUCAACAAGUUUUUAAUUUAGGUAGAAAUAAAAUGAUAGCAUUGGCUCUCAUGUGUGGAUGUGAUUAUGAUGAAGGGUUGAGUGGCGUAGGAAAGGAAGCAGCUCUAAAAUUGUUCAAAAUAGUUGACGAUGAUGAAAUUUUAUACAGGAUGAAACAAUGGAGAACUGAUUCAAAAUUCAAAAGGAUGGAAGCGGAAUUGUCAAAUCCAAACAUAUGCACAAAUUGUGGGCAUUCUGGAAAAAUGAGAUCUCAUACCAAAGUUGGCUGUGUCGAUUGUGGAACUAAAGUCAAAUGUAGUGAUAGUUACAAAGAAAAACGUACUUUAAUCUCUAAUGAAUUAGCAAUACGGAAAAAGGCUCUUAUAAUUGAAAAUUUUCCAAACCAAGAAUUGAUAGAUGAAUUUUUAGUUCGAAAAGGACCCGUCCCUUCCGAGUUAGAUUUAAAAUGGAAGAAACCUAUGAUUGUAAAAUUUGUCGGUUUCAUGGAGAAAAACGUUGCAUGGGAGCCAGCUUAUGCGUUUGCAAAAAUUUUUCCCCUCAUGACCAGAUGGCAGUUAUUGAAUUUGAUCGAAUUCCCCAUCGAACAACGCUUGACAACACCAGGUGUUUUCGUGCCAGAAAAAAUCAAAAAGAUAAGAAACAUUAAAAGCGUGGCUAGUUACGAGAUUUUGUGGCUCGAUAGGGAUGAUAUUUUAGAAGGCUUGACCCUAACGAGUCCCGAGUCUGAUAGAGAAGACGACGAGGAAGAGAGCCCUGAUGCGUUGUCGGAAUUAGCCACAAUAGAGCCUCAGGAAAUAGUUCGCAAAUGUUAUCCAAUGAUCAUCGUAGAAUUCGACGCUCAAAGAAAUGCAAAGAAAAAGAAACCCACCCGCAGUCGCAAGAACAAGACUGAUGAGAACAGCGAAGAACCUACAGAAAAGAAAAAACCCGAGAGAAAGAGACGGGGCAAAAGCAAAACAGCUGAGGUCGCGAACAACAGAAAGAUCAUAGAAUUCGUCAACGUUGAAAAGCAGGUAGCCAAUUUGGAGGAGUCCUUAGGUAGAAUGAGCAUCACUCCCAAGAGAAGAAAGAAGGAUGAACCUAUUAGAAUAUCAAGCGUGAAAAAGAGAGGGCCUCAGUUCGACAGAGUUAUGACCACCGAACGCAUGGACGCGAUUUUGAACGGAUCUUUGGAGGCGAUGUUCAAUCAACUGACUCCAGAGGACUUUGCCAGUGAUUUAGAAGACUCGACCGUUGACAUGUCGUUUAUUAUUAAUGAAAUUUGUAGUAAGGAAACUAAUCAGCAAAACAUAUGUAUUGAGUAUCAAAAGAACAUCUCGCCGAAUAUAGAUUUUCACAUGGAAUACGACUACAGUGUCGUGAAAGAUUCUGAGAUAGAACACGAGAGUGGGUUUGUAAAAAAUGUCGAAGAAAAUAUUGUAAUCGAGCACCAAGAAAGUGUUUUAAAACCAGCGGACAGCGAAGAGGAGUUAGACGAAUUCGAUCUCUUGGAAAAGACUUACGUGCCGUUGCAUAUGAGGCUGAAUGUGGAAAAGAGAAAAAGCAGUAUACCUAUUCGCAAAUCAUUGACAACAGAUAACACUGAAGAUAGGUUUAGCAUAGGCAUCGAUAGUCUAUUAAAUGGCACCGACGACUGAACGGUAUUUUUUAUGGAAUAAAAUCUUAUUUAUUUUAGUAUCACUUCGUAACAUUCAUACAAAAAUAUGACUAUAAAAUAGACGUAUAAAAUAACGAUCUCUUAGUGUUAAUAAGCUAUCUAACAAUGAUUCACCGAUCUGAACAGCACUUUUUUGUUCGUCUCUUCCAAAUGGUUCUGCUGGUCGGCAGCUUUAUUGUAUUCGUGCUUCCUGGUGUGAUUAGCACGUUGGAGACAUAGUCUUCCAGAAUCUCGUCGAAUAUCCUGUCUGUAAAGUAAGAUAUAUUUGUAGAGAAUUUUCACAGUGUCAUCUUACAUGUUUCUUUCGACAUCAGGCGACUUUAAUAAAUCAUACAUCAGAACACGCA